CCAUGCCUUGUGUUCAGGCGCAGUAUGGGUCCUCGCCUCAAGGAGCCAGCCCCGCUUCUCAGAGCUACAGUUACCACUCUUCGGGAGAAUACAGCUCCGAUUUCUUAACUCCAGAGUUUGUCAAGUUUAGCAUGGACCUCACCAACACUGAAAUCACUGCCACCACUUCUCUCCCCAGCUUCAGUACCUUUAUGGACAACUACAGCACAGGCUACGACGUCAAGCCACCUUGCUUGUACCAAAUGCCCCUGUCCGGACAGCAGUCUUCCAUUAAGGUAGAAGACAUUCAGAUGCACAACUACCAGCAACACAGCCACCUGCCCCCCCAGUCCGAGGAGAUGAUGCCGCACUCCGGGUCGGUUUACUACAAGCCCUCCUCGCCCCCGACGUCCACCACCCCGGGCUUCCAGGUGCAGCACAGCCCCAUGUGGGACGACCCAGGCUCCCUCCACAACUUCCACCAGAACUACGUGGCCACCACGCACAUGAUCGAGCAGAGGAAAACGCCCGUCUCCCGCCUCUCCCUCUUCUCCUUUAAGCAGUCGCCCCCCGGUACUCCUGUGUCUAGCUGCCAGAUGCGCUUCGACGGGCCCCUGCACGUCCCCAUGAACCCGGAACCAGCGGGCAGCCACCACGUUGUGGACGGGCAGACCUUCGCUGUGCCCAACCCCAUCCGAAAGCCCGCUUCCAUGGGCUUUCCGGGCCUGCAGAUCGGCCACGCGUCGCAGCUGCUCGACACGCAGGUGCCCUCCCCGCCAUCGCGCGGCUCCCCCUCCAACGAGGGGCUGUGUGCAGUGUGUGGCGACAACGCGGCCUGCCAGCACUAUGGCGUGCGCACCUGUGAAGGCUGCAAAGGAUUCUUUAAGCGCACGGUGCAAAAGAACGCGAAAUACGUGUGUUUAGCAAAUAAAAACUGCCCAGUGGACAAGCGGCGCCGGAAUCGGUGUCAGUACUGCCGAUUUCAGAAGUGCCUGGCUGUUGGGAUGGUCAAAGAAGUGGUUCGCACGGACAGUUUAAAAGGCCGGAGAGGUCGUUUACCUUCGAAACCGAAGAGCCCACAGGAGCCCUCUCCCCCCUCGCCCCCGGUGAGUCUGAUCAGUGCCCUCGUCAGGGCUCAUGUCGACUCCAACCCGGCUAUGACCAGCCUGGACUAUUCCAGGUUCCAGGCGAACCCCGACUAUCAGAUGAGUGGAGAUGACACCCAGCAUAUCCAACAAUUCUAUGAUCUCCUGACUGGCUCCAUGGAGAUCAUCAGGGGCUGGGCGGAGAAGAUUCCGGGCUUUGCUGACCUGCCCAAAGCCGACCAGGACCUGCUUUUUGAAUCGGCUUUCUUAGAACUGUUUGUGCUGCGAUUAGCAUACAGGUCCAACCCAGUGGAGGGUAAACUCAUCUUUUGCAAUGGGGUGGUCUUGCACAGGUUGCAAUGCGUUCGUGGCUUUGGGGAAUGGAUUGAUUCCAUUGUUGAAUUCUCCUCCAACUUGCAGAAUAUGAACAUCGACAUUUCUGCCUUCUCCUGCAUUGCUGCCCUGGCUAUGGUCACAGAGAGACACGGGCUGAAGGAACCCAAGAGAGUGGAGGAACUACAAAACAAGAUUGUAAAUUGUCUCAAAGACCACGUGACUUUCAAUAACGGGGGGUUGAACCGCCCCAACUAUUUGUCCAAACUGCUGGGGAAGCUCCCAGAACUCCGCACCCUUUGCACACAGGGUCUACAGCGCAUUUUCUACCUGAAACUAGAAGACUUGGUACCACCACCAGCAAUAAUUGACAAACUUUUUCUGGACACUUUACCUUUUUAG
Messenger RNA from Molossus molossus (Pallas's mastiff bat), 1799 nucleotides. It is a transcript of the gene NR4A2, whose product is annotated as nuclear receptor subfamily 4 group A member 2. Gene Ontology annotation, molecular function: nuclear glucocorticoid receptor binding; RNA polymerase II cis-regulatory region sequence-specific DNA binding; nuclear receptor activity. Bases 3 to 1799 code for a protein of 598 amino acids. The transcript is spliced from 6 exons. Gene Ontology annotation, cellular component: transcription regulator complex; nucleus. The record is from RefSeq and is a predicted model, not a curated record. Gene Ontology annotation, biological process: central nervous system neuron differentiation; cellular response to corticotropin-releasing hormone stimulus; dopaminergic neuron differentiation. NCBI's taxonomy places the organism in Eukaryota, Metazoa, Chordata, Mammalia, Chiroptera, Molossidae.